This is a messenger RNA of Gadus macrocephalus (Pacific cod), 2883 nucleotides long. RefSeq names its product lin-9 DREAM MuvB core complex component (gene lin9). Gene Ontology annotation, biological process: regulation of cell cycle; DNA-templated transcription; regulation of transcription by RNA polymerase II. The record is from RefSeq and is a predicted model, not a curated record. Bases 474 to 1991 code for a protein of 505 amino acids. NCBI's taxonomy places the organism in Eukaryota, Metazoa, Chordata, Actinopteri, Gadiformes, Gadidae. The transcript has 15 exons. Gene Ontology annotation, cellular component: nucleoplasm; transcription repressor complex. Gene Ontology annotation, molecular function: DNA binding.
AAGAGUUUAUGAUUUUAAAUUACACAAACGCCAUGUGAGUUGGAAUAUACCCAUUUCGUAGGGAAUUUUCGCUUCAAUAAAGUAAUGGGCUUAGUUUAGAUCCAAGAUGCAAUACACCUUUUAUACGAAGACAAAUACCGGUCUGUGCAAGUUAGCUAACGGUGUUUAGCAAAAGGGGCUAGUGGUAGCUAAAGCUCGAGUUAAGGAGACACACGUAGCUUAGCUGUGUAAACAAGUUAGCUUAGCCGCAACACAAUAUACGCUAGCCACUACUAUUUCUAAAAACAAUGACAAAUCACCUCCUUAAUAUAGCCGCUGUCUGAACACAUCGUAUACACACACUAUGUGUUCAGCUAGGCUCCUCGGCUGAGGCACUUGUUAGUCUGAAAGAGGGUAGUUUGUCCAACAGUAUAAAUGAGAAAAACAGCUUCCCCAGGGCUCACAACACAAGAGGACGAAAUUCCUCGCUGACAAUGGACACGCCCACGCGGAGCUCCAAGAGGAGUCGACUCUUUCGGGAUGAGGAGGAGCAGCAGCAGCAGCAGCAGCUGCAGCCACAGCAGCGAGGCGCUUCCAAGUCUCCCCGGAGGAGUCAGAGGGUCACCACCACACCACAGAAGUUUUCCACCGUCACAACUCCAGACAAGAAGGCAUCGCAGAAAAUCGGUCUCCGAUUAAGGAACCUCCUCAAGUUACCGAAGGCUCAUAAAUGGUGCAUCUACGAAUGGUUCUACUCAAACAUCGACAGACCUCUGUUUGAGGGCGACAAUGAGUUCUGCCUGUGUCUGAAGGAGUCCUUUCCCAAGCUCAAGACCAGGAAGCUGACCCGCGUGGAGUGGAGCACCAUCAGGAGGCUGAUGGGGAAACCGCGACGGUGCUCAUCUGCAUUCUUCGCUGAAGAGCGGACAGCGUUGAUACAGAAGAGGCAAAAAAUGCGUCUGCUGCAACAGAGAAAAAUCUCGGACAUGUCACAAUGCAAAGAUCUCCCAGAGGAAAUCCCUCUGCCCCUCAUCAUAGGAACCAAAGUAACCGCCCGACUGCGGGGGGCUCACGACGGCCUGUUCACGGGGCAGAUCGACGCCGUGGACACCAGCGCCGCAACAUACCGCGUCACCUUCGACCGCAACGGCCUGGGCACCCACACUGUGCCGGACUACGAAGUGCUGAGCAACGAGCCCAACGAGACCAUGCCCAUCUCGGCGUUUGCCCAGAAACAUAGGGCUGCACGCUACCUACAGAACCUAAUGACUCCGCCCAGAGGACCCUGUCCGUCCGCUACCACGCCGAUCCUAAUGGACAACGACCCUCUCAUCAGCCAGUCAACAUGGAAGAGCAGACUCCCCGCUGGCGAGGGGGAGACAUUAGGGGGGUUUCCUGUCAAGUUCCUCGUCCAAGUGACGAGGCUGUCCAAGAUCCUCAUGAUCAAGAAAGAGCACAUCAAGCACUUGAAGGAUAUGAACACGGAAGCAGAGAAACUGAAGUCCUACUCAUUGCCCAUUGGCCUGGACUUCCAGAAGCGCUACGCCACCACAGUGCUGGAGCUGGAGCAGCUCAAUAAAGACCUCAACAAAGUGCUACACCAGGUUCAGCAGUUCUGCUGCGAGCUGGCCCCGGACCAGGGCAUGGCUCCGGCCGACCGGCCCACGGAGAUGCGGCAGCGGUGUGAGGAGGAGGCCCAGGAGCUGGUCCAGAACAGCAACACCCUGCUGGACGGCCAGCAGAGCGUCACCAACCCCAGCCACACACAGCUCGUCUCACGGCUCACAGCCCUGCUGCUGCAGAUCAAGUGUUUGGCUGAAGGGGGUGACCUGAAUUCGUUUGAGUUCAAAUCUCUGAACGACUCCCUAAACGACAUUAAGAGGUCGAUAGACCAAUCGAACCUCAGUUGCUUCCAGAACAAUGUGGAAAUCCAUGUGGCUCACAUCCAGAGUGGCCUUAGCCAGCUGGGAAACCUGCACGCCUUCGCUGCCAACAACACCAAUGCAGUCUGACCGCUUGCACUCUUUCUGAACACACACACACACACACACACACACACAUACACAUACACAUACACAUACACACACACACACACACACACACAGCACCCUGCACAUGGAGUUGGUGCUCUUUCCGGAACUUCUUCUAUUUUUCCUUUUCCUUUUUUAAUUCUGCAACAAAAAAAACUCCAUGCAGCCAUUUUUUUGGACUCGCAGCACACGACGCAGUGUUGGACGUGCAGCUGAAUCGGCCCAGAGUGAUUUCCAGAACACUAUAAAGCAUAUGGGGAAGGUGGGGUUAAUCUUUUAGCAAUUUUUCUGUGUGGGAAUGUGGCCCCAUCGAUCGAGGCCUACGCUCCAGUUCACUUCUCUCAUCCCCGGUGGUUGUUUUUCCAUGUGCCAAAAAUUACACAUUUGCAGUUUUUAUAGACCAUAUUUAUUUAUAUUUUAGUAGGUGUAUGGUUAUAAGACAAUAUUUUACUAUUUCAGAAAGAUUACUCUGUAUGUAUUGUAGCUUUGCUCCACUGAUGGUAAGCACAGGGGAGGAUAAAGAAUGUUUUGUAAAAAAAGUUUAUUGUAGAUAUUUGUACAAUACUGAAUUAUUAGGACUAUUGUUGACAUUUCUGCUAUGUGAAAUGGCUUUUUUGUAAUUUUGUGUGCACUGAAAAAGAGAUGUGGUAUUUUUAUAAAUUAUCGGCCUGGGUUCCAGAUACCGUUGGUUCAAUUAAUUUUAUUCUCAGAAUUUGGCAUGGCACCCCCUUUCACUGAACAUACAUCUCUGAUGUAACCCUUAAUUCAAGUUGUUUACCAGGACUUUCAGUUUUGUAAAGUUGUAUAUGGGAGUGCCUCAGGGCGAGUGUAUAUAAAUAUUGCUGUCUUUUUAUAUUAAACAUUGCAAAGCAGG